Sebastes umbrosus (honeycomb rockfish) is the source of this 2191-nucleotide messenger RNA. RefSeq names its product endonuclease domain-containing 1 protein-like. The coding region runs from base 458 to 1372 and encodes 304 amino acids. The record is from RefSeq and is a predicted model, not a curated record. NCBI's taxonomy places the organism in Eukaryota, Metazoa, Chordata, Actinopteri, Perciformes, Sebastidae. Gene Ontology annotation, molecular function: metal ion binding; nucleic acid binding; hydrolase activity. The transcript has 5 exons.
AAUGUUGUGAGGUGUGUGUGUGUGUGUGUGAGUUUCUGCUGUUUGUGACUGUUAACCUCUGCAGAGCCUCAUCUCAUUCAUCUUAAAAUGUUUAAACUUUGAGGAGGAGGAGCAGUGGGACAAGGGAGGCUGAAAGGACUGGUUAUACUGGGGCAGAGAAUGACGUCUAUACAGGACGAAUCUUCACCGAAUCGCCCGGAGAAGAAAACUGCGGCCUUGUUUGCACUUCUGGAAACCAGCUGAACGGAGAAUGUUAAAUAUGUAGGAAGAAGACUUGAUGUUUGACACCAAACCUACAGGAAGUACCUCUCUGCGUUUGCAAAACAUGGGAAACAUCACGUUCAAACAAACAGCACUGAGUAACAACCUGUUGUGUCACCGCCACCCGUCACAAAGAGGACUAGUCAUCCGUCACUCACGUCUGCCAGACAGCCGACCUGCUGCUCAGUAGUCCACGAUGUCUCAAAGGAAGAUGCUGCAAUUCUCAACAGGAGCUCUGCUUCUUCUUCUCCUACCCUGGUUUGGUGGUCUGGUCCUCGGAGAGAUCAGCGACGACUUCUCCCAGUGCCUCGAUUUCUUCUACAAUAAAUCUCCACCAAAGGGUUUCAAUGCAGCAGGAUACCAGCCAAUAUGCCAACGCUACGAAAACCAGUUCCACUUCGCCAGCCUGUAUCACCGUCAGCACCAUGGACCACAGUACUCUGCGUACAUACUCAGCCCAGCAGAUGGCAAACGGCCCAAUUCUACCUGGAUGUAUGAACCACAGUUGGCGUUUUCCCGUGCCAGCUCAGAGAUGGAACCCUUCCACAUCCCCGUGGACCAGAAUGUGAUUGAGAGCCAGGCGGUGGUUGAGGACUACAGGAACUCCAACUUCACCAAGGGCCAUCUCAAUCCCAGCCUGCACCAGAAGACAAAAGAAGACCGUGAGGCCACCUUCACCCUGACGAACAUCGUCCCUCAGAAAGCGGGCUCCAACUCGGGCCCGUGGAGCAAACUGGAGAACGGGGUGUUGAAAAAAUUCAAGGCCUUCUGCAACGGGACGAUGCAUGUGAUCACCGGAGUGAUGCCUUAUGAGUCUGAACCCCGCUGGAUCAACAACAGGGUGUCUGUUCCUGAGUACAUGUGGUCUGCCUACUGCUGUCCUUCCUACAGGUCUGACCUUCCUGAGCAUGUGAAGCCCUUUUUCCCCACGCAUGCUGCAGUGGGAAGGAACGACCGCAACAGUAGCGAGGAGAUUGUGCCGGUUAAUGUGAAGGCGAGGGCCUCGGUGAGGGGCUAUGAUGUGAGGCGCAUGUCUUUAGAGACUCUGGAGGGAAUCCUGACACAAAGGCUGGGCAUGCCCAUCACUCUGUUUGAUGGGCAGUGUCAGUAGCAAAGCCUAAAAGCUUUAGUGUCUUGUUGAAAUCAAAUGUUAAAGGAACAGUGUGUAAAAUAUUGGUGGCUCUAUUAGGAAUAUAAUAGAAUAUAAUAUUCAUAACUAUGUUUUCAUUAGUGUAAUCACCUGAAACUAAGAUCAUGUUUUCAUUAGCUUAGAAUGAGCCCCUCAUAUCUAAAUUGGGAGCGGGUCCUCUUCACGGAGUCCGCCAUGUUGCUCCGCCAUGUUUCUACAGUAGCCCAGAACGGACAAACCGAACACUGGCUCUAGAGAGAGACUUUCAUGUUUUUAUGUUACCUGAAGGUCACCGUAGUUCUCCGGCUUGUGAAACUGCGGUAACGUGAGCCGCAGAGCGCAAAAGCGUGAUACCGCCAGCCGGCGUCUGACUUUCGUUGCUCCUAAUGUUGUGUUGUCAUGGUAAGGAAGGCGUCUGAGCGAGGCGAACAGCGUUACCAUAGUUUUGCACUUGGCGGCUCACGUUACCCCUGUCUCUGAAAGGGAGGAGUGAGCGGAGGGGUACUCUGCUGGUUGCACUCUGCAACCGCACCACUAGAUGCCGCCAAAUCCUACACACUGUACCUUUAAGUGGGUGUGCACUGCAGUCGUCACCACGUACAGCCCAUCGCUUCAUCUUUUAUUACUACAUGAAUGUUUGAUUAACCAGGACUUGAUUAUUAUCUCAUGAUGGUUUGAAAUUAAUUUUUCAAAUGGUUAGGGUUUUGUAAAAUGAAUAUUUUUCCCUUUUGUCAAUGUCAUUCUGUAACAUCUUCAACAACGAACACCAUGAUUUUACUAAUAAAACAAGAUGGAAAUAGA